Molecule: messenger RNA, 796 nt
Organism: Hyaena hyaena (striped hyena)
Lineage: Eukaryota; Metazoa; Chordata; Mammalia; Carnivora; Hyaenidae
Gene: CDNF
Product: cerebral dopamine neurotrophic factor
Exons: 4
Coding region: 17-568 (183 amino acids)
Biological process (GO): dopaminergic neuron differentiation; neuron projection development
Cellular component (GO): endoplasmic reticulum
Source: RefSeq, a predicted model, not a curated record
GAGCAGCUGGCUCAGCAUGCGGGGCGCGGGCCCAGCCGCGAUGGUGGCCUUUUAUGCCGGGCUUUGGGUCUCUAACCUGGGGCCGGCGCUGGGCCAGGAGGCCGGGGCCGACUGUGAAGUAUGUAAAGAAUUCCUGAACCGAUUCUAUAACUCCCUGAUCGCCAGAGGAGUCAACUUUUCCCUGGACACCAUAGAAAAGGAAUUGGUCAGCUUUUGCUUGGAUGUCAAAGGAAAAGAAAACCGCCUGUGCUAUUAUCUAGGAGCAACGAAAGAUGCAGCCACCAAGAUCCUAAGUGAGGUUGCUCGCCCAAUGAGCGUGCAUAUGCCUGCAACAAAGAUUUGUGAGAAGCUCAAAAAGAUGGACAGCCAGAUCUGUGAACUGAAAUAUGAAAAGCAGUUGGACCUGGCAUCAGUGGACCUGUCAAAGAUGAGAGUAGCGGAGCUGAAGCAGAUCCUGCGCAGCUGGGGGGAGGAGUGCAGAGCCUGUGCGGAAAAAACCGACUACGUGGAUCUCAUCACAGAGCUGGCCCCCAAGUAUGCGGCGGCACCCCCCAAAUCAGAGCUCUGACCCUCGGGCGCUGACACACUGCUGAUGACAGACACGGGGACUCUCCACGUUAUGGACUUGUGGGUUAGGAGUAUGUAUGGGGUCUCAUACUUUUUGUUUUGCUAAUACAACCGAUUAAGACUUGGUUAGGGCGAUUGUAAUUAAAACUGCUAAUAUCACUGGUAACUUACAUUGGCAGUGUGCCAAAACCCGAGAGUGCCUUUCUCCUAAUGUUUGUGAGGAUUCUGU